AUGGCUACCAAGAACGUUUUAAGGCGAGCUCUACUCUACGUCCCUGGCUCAUCCCAGCGAAUGCUUGAUAAAUCCCGAACAUUGUCCGUUGACUGUGUCGCCUACGACCUCGAAGACAGCGUCACUCCAUCGAAGAAAGUCGAGGCUCGGUCGUUAGUCCGGGCAGCUCUGGAUCAGCCGGCACCGGCAGGAAUCAAAGAGCGCGCAGUACGGAUCAACUCUGUAGGAAGCGGACUGGCGCUGGCAGAUUUGACGGAAGUGCUUAAAUCUCCCAAUCUUUCGACAUUAGUGGUUCCAAAAGUCGACUCCGCCUCGGAUCUCACAUUUAUAUCCGAUGUGGUAUCACAUACACUCUCGAGGUCCUCCUUGACAUCCCCCGAUCGCCCACCAAUAUCGAUACUUGCGCUCAUCGAAAGCGCCAAAUCAUUAAGUAACCUAUCCCAGAUAUGCACCGCCACUCCUCUCCUGUCCGGCCUCAUUUUCGCCGCCGAAGACUUCGCGCUCGAUCUAAGCAUUACGCGGACCCCGUCGUUAAAUGAGUUUCUCUACGCUCGUUCUGCAAUAGUCACGGCCGCAAGGGCGUAUGAGUUACCCUCGGCAAUCGAUCUAGUAUGUACUUCAUAUAAACAGAGUGACGGGAGUGCGCCGUCGAUUCUUGAAGAGGAGUCUAGAUCGGGUAAACGAUUAGGGUUUAAUGGGAAACAAUGCAUUCAUCCAACUCAGGUUGAGACUGUGCAGGGCAUAUUCGGUCCUGAGACUGGAGAGGUGGAGUGGGCUGUUAGAGUGGUGAUUGCGGACCAGAAAGCGGCGGAGGCUGGGAGGGGAGCGUGGACGUUAGAUGGGAAGAUGAUCGAUGUCCCGGUUGCAGAGAAGGCGAGGGCGAUUGUGAAGAAGGCUGAGUUGUGUGGGUUUGACGUUGAUGGGAUGAAAGAGAAGUGGAAGGACCAAGAGCCACAAUAG
Arthroderma uncinatum is the source of this 960-nucleotide messenger RNA. RefSeq names its product citrate lyase subunit beta. The transcript has 3 exons. Gene Ontology annotation, biological process: oxaloacetate metabolic process. Gene Ontology annotation, molecular function: catalytic activity; magnesium ion binding. The record is from RefSeq and is a predicted model, not a curated record. NCBI's taxonomy places the organism in Eukaryota, Fungi, Ascomycota, Eurotiomycetes, Onygenales, Arthrodermataceae. The coding region runs from base 1 to 960 and encodes 319 amino acids.